AAAAUUUUUAAUAAAAAGCGUAAUUUUACUUUACCCUACCUAAUUUAAGGGUUCUUAUAAUGUUUUCCAAAAAUAAAAGAACUCAAAGUCCUUUACUAAAAUCUAAGCAUGCAUACUCUUUAGAUUACCUAAAAUUAUUAUACAACAUACUCCUCAAAAAUCAAAUAAUAACUGAAGAAAAUAAAGAUUUAUUAAUUGAAACUCUUAGAUCAAUAUCAGAAUUAUUGAUAUGGGGAGAUCAAAAUGAUCCAUCAUUAUUUGAUUUUUUUCUUGAAAAGAAUAUGUUAUUAUUUUUCAUAUCAUUUGCUAAACAAGAUUUAAUGGGAGGAAAAUAUUUGAGUGUGCAAUUGCUUCAAACUCUGAAUAUCUUGUUUGAAAAUAUUAGAUCUGACACAUCUUUAUAUUAUUUGCUUUCAAACAAUCAUAUCAAUACACUUAUUCAACAUAAUUUUGACUUUACUCAAGAGGAAAUUGUGGGCUAUUAUAUAUCAUUCUUGAAGACGCUUUCGAUGAAAUUGAACCAGCAUACUAUCCAUUUCUUCAUAAACGAACACUCCAACGAAUUCCCACUUUAUGCCGAAGCCAUCAAAUUUUACAAAAGUACCGAGCCUAUGGUCAGGAUAGCCGUGCAAACUAUAACCCUUAAUAUCUUUUCAAUCAAAGACAAAAAUGCCCGCCAACAGAUAACAAAAUGCAGUGCCACCUAUUUUUACGACCUCUCCUCCAGUCUGGAAUCGAAUAUUUUAAACAUCAACAGUGCUCUCGCGGAACUCACUAAUCGCAUCACUAACAUUUUAACCGAAAUUUCGAGCGAUAGACCAGCCAAAAUGGACGUCAAAAUUUGCGACGAAAAUGUAAAAGGGAAAAUUCCCGAAAAAGGAAAGACGGAGCUCAACGAACCCGAGUUAGUCCAUGAUGGUGAUAAGAGAAUAAAAAAGGGUUACGACGCUCUGGAUUUGCGAAAUAUUUUGAGAAAAAACUGUACUCCUUUACUCGAAAAACUUAACGACCUUACCAUUGACCACUUGGACAAGUUGCAUUAUAUUUACGACAUUUUUGAGUGCAGUGGAAACAAAUUUUCGGCCUUGACCAGUCUCCUUAGCGAAAUUCUGGUGAACAACGUGUUCGUUCCACUUUACUUGGUCCCGCUAUCGCCACCGCACAAUCAUUCUCCUCCUUUACCUCAUCAUAUCCAGUCUGAUAUGGACAGAAGAGAUGGAAUACCUCAUACCAGCGCUAAAUCGAUGUCGCUGACUCCCGAAGUAUCUCUUUUCCUGUUAACACAAUGUUUCGAAAUUUUCGGAAGCAAACAACAUCAAUGUAUCGAUAACUUCGCGAACAUGGAAAAUGAAAAAUCGAUUCACGCUUCCAAGCUCGUCAAUUCCAUGCUACAAGAGUUGAUAGACCUUGUGUUCAUAAACCCCAAUCCCCUACAAAUCAUAAUGUAUUGCUGUGAUAUAAGAAAGUCUUUUUCCUCAUCGCUCAUUCAAACUUUUGACAGUGGUAAUAUUUCCCUCGACAAAACACAGAAUAUGGCCAACGAUCCUAAAAUGUGCGAAAGUUUUGCCGAUUUUGGUGUAUUGAAAACGGCGGCAAGAGAUAAUUGGAAAAGUGGAGAAGAUUUGCUAAGCAGUAAAAGUUCGAACGAUCUUAUAAACGCGGAAGUUUACCAGAACAUUGUGCCGGACGACAAGUUGUCUAUGAGUUGCUUGUCCUUAGGGCAUAAAGAUGAAGAUUACCUCUAUUCUCUCAAAAAGAAAUUAAAUCCCAUAUAUAAAACCUUGUUGCGAAAUUUUGACAUGGUGCCCAAUAACGCGAAUGAAGAUGGGAGGAUAUUAUUGAUCCUUAUUUUUAUUUCCACAGUCUUAUCGGAUUCAAACAUUUCAGACCUUUGUUUCAACUUCAAUCCUUCAAUGAUGUACGAUAUUCCUCUUGGGAUAAAGACUCGAGAAAUAUCCGAUUUUUCCGGCCUCAAAAUCAAUACUGGAUUGAUGAUGGAAAAAUUGAUCAAUUUUAUAUUCGACUACGUAAUCAAAGAAUACACAGGUAUGAGACUAGUGACCCUUUCUUUGGCAUUAUCCAACCUCGUGGCAUUAUUAGCUCGCUAUACGGUAGAUCCCGAUCUAUAUGUCAAAAAAGCUGGCAAGGAAAAGGCGUUCAUGAUGGACAACGGAAUCGAUCAACUCAUUGAGGCUUACGACGUUACUUUGACUCGAAUGGUUAACGCUUUCAAGUCCAAUGAAGAAGUAUUUACCGACGUGUUCGAAAUCCAACUGGCCUCGCUGGUCUUUUUAUUGAUUCCAUCCCUCCUACCCUUCUCUACUAAUCAAACAUUCCAAUCUGACAAUCAAAAUACGCCUGAUCAUCUAAAGAUCAGCGAAAAAAAUGUAGAUAAGACCGCUGUAACGACUAAUAUAGAGGUUAGUCUAUUCCACAACCCUAUACUCUUGCUUACUCAUUUUGGCUUGGGAGAUGAUCGUAAUCUUGACAAAGAAAAUUAUUUGAAUAUUAUAUCGAACAUGAAAGUUGCGGCAAAGGUUUACGAUACAUUGUUGAAUGAUUGCGGUAUCACUCGAGAAGCUGUUAGAUCUUCGAAUCAAAAUCAUGAACAGACUCUUAGCAAUCUCGCAACUCUGUACGCAUAUGGUGGAGAUUCGGUUGGUGAAAUUUCUCCUACCCUCGUUAAACUCAAAAUGAAUAUUUCUUGCUUUUUAUUGCUGAGAAAAUUUUUUCGCCAAUUAUCCCCGCAUUUUUAUCCAUUGACCCAAAGAUUGCAAGAGCAAAAAUGGGCAUACGAAAAAUCAUUACAAGACGUGUACAAAUCUUCCGUUCUACCUACUGUUGAUACCGUUUUGGAUUUAAGUGAUAAAGAUAUUAUAUCAUGCACCUUGGAAAAACAUAUGAAUCAAAAUCUUCCUUACUGGUUUUUGGUGGUUUCCGAUUUUUAUUUCUCUCUAGUCAUACCUCAUCAAAAAAAGAUGGCUCAUGGGAUAGUCAAAUACAUAGCUCCGCUUAAAGAUAUAGAGAUAGCCAGCAUUUACAACGAACCGAAAUCACUUCACGUCAGAACUCAAAUACUAUUCAAUCAUUCUUCCCCAUCCUCGUUAUCCCAUAUCUAUAACCAAGAAGUAUUCGAUAAAAUUGCUUGUUUCAAAGCUAAGCUCAUAUUCGAAGAUGUUAUAAGGUGCCAAGCUGCUAAAAAUUGUCUACUCAAAGGUAGAGCCAGUUGCCGCAAAAUCAAGAGGUAUUUGUUAUCCAAGCUAUUUCAAUCUUCCCACCCUUCCUACCUUCCUUUGCCUAUUCACGUUUUACAGAAUUGUUCAGGUACUCCUAACAAUUACACAGAUCGUUCGGUCGAUAAAAACAGUAGUUUAUCUGAAAAUAUUCACCGUCGUCAAAGUUUGGAAAAUCUACAACAAGAUACGAUACUUAGUUCACUCAUAAACAAUUCCGUAGAAAAUAACCCAUUUAUAUUUCCCACCUCUACCUCCGCUCCACCAAAUAGGACAUCAUUACCCCAAAAUAGUGACAAAAACGAAAUACCUUUGACACACAGGUACAUAGCAUCUCCUCAUGCCCCCGGUAGAAGGAAUGACAAUAUUAAAUGUGAGAAGAAAUAUAUGCCUGGAAAAAUAUACAGAGAAAUGAAUGCGCCAUUUAAUAAUAUUUCCAAUCAGGAGAAUCGCGAUCCUGUAAAGUAUCAUGCAAUUGAUAUUGAAGACCCACCUGGAUCCUUAGACUAUACACAAUCUUUCCUCGUUCACGAUCCAAAAAAAUCAAGUUUACCUGAUGAAAUUGGUCCAUACCGAAACAGAAAAUCAAUCGAUUACACCAGAUGCAAUAAAAUUAAGGAGAUAUGAAAUUAUCAAUAUUUAAUAAUUGUGUAUAUUUAAUGUGUGAAAACUGAUUUGUCUGAUUACAAUAUAUAUAUCAUUAUUUAUGUAUUA
Molecule: messenger RNA, 3947 nt
Organism: Gordionus sp. m RMFG-2023
Lineage: Eukaryota; Metazoa; Nematomorpha; Gordioida; Chordodea; Parachordodidae
Exons: 24
Coding region: 60-3860 (1266 amino acids)
Biological process (GO): endosomal transport; endosome to lysosome transport; regulation of autophagosome maturation
Cellular component (GO): late endosome; endolysosome membrane
Source: RefSeq, a predicted model, not a curated record